AUGUACAUUGGCCAAAUCGAUACAGACCCCUCUGCCAGGAAAGUAUACACUCGCCAAUCUAUUACUGAUCUUUGGAGCGACACUCGGAAAACCCUUGAAGGACUUGGUGCCAGCGUUCAGGAAGUCGAUUUUCCCGUCGUUACAAAGUUCGAAAAGGCGGAAUCGGACGGCAUCGAUACCGCCGGCAAAGAAGGCACAGCGCCGCCCCAUCGCAACGAUAUUGACAUGUGCCAACUGAUGGCAUAUGCCUGGGACGACUUCCUCGCCGACAAUAAAGAUGCGAGUGUUGCAGUCAGUCUCUCACAGGUUGACCCGGCAGCCAUUUUCCCUCGUCCACUAGGAUCAAUCCCGGACAAGUAUGACUCGAACGACCCCCUCGUCCGGCAUACAGAUGUCGUCGCACACAUCACCGCCGAGCGCAUUGCCACUUACGAUAUUCCAGGCCUGGGAAAGGAUCUGCAUGAUCUCGAGUCCAGACGCAAAGCGGAUUUCGAAGAUUGGCUCGAUGCUCUCGGCCUCGACACAAUCGUGUGGCCGUAUAACGGCAACGUGGGCAAAGCGGAUGCGGACGUCAACGAGGCUUCAGCGACGGAAGCGUGGCGCAAUGGUGUCCUUUACUCGAACGGAAAUUGUGCGAUCCGCCAGCUGGGAAUCCCAACGGUUAGUGUGCCGAUGGGGGUAAUGGCCGAUACGGGAAUGCCAGUCAACCUCACUUUUGCGUCCAAAGCGUACGAUGACAACAAUCUAUUACGCUAUGCCUUUGCGUUUAAGAAGGUGAGACAUUUGCGGCAAGCACCCCCAAGGACGCCGGCAUUAGCAACAGACACCAUUUCGCUAGUUGGGGGAGAGACGAAGAUGGGAUUGAUCCCUCCCGAACUAGUGGUUGACAAUACCACAGUGCUCGAUGCGAAAGAUGGCAAGAAGGUUCGCCUCUCCGGCAGAGUUCAAAAGGAAGAGGUUUCGGGGCAAUUUAUUACUGUCGAUGGCGACGAGUUCAAAGACUCCAAAAUCACAGAAGGUAAGUGGGAGGCGGACUUCAACGUCAUUAGUGUUUGGGAGGGCCGACCUGAGGAGAAGGGAUCCCCAGACCCGGCGAAGGCUAUGGUUGUCAUAGUUGCCCGAGGAAAGAAUGGAAGGUCAGCCGGGAAGGUUCUGUUCAUUUAG
Molecule: messenger RNA, 1164 nt
Organism: Colletotrichum spaethianum
Lineage: Eukaryota; Fungi; Ascomycota; Sordariomycetes; Glomerellales; Glomerellaceae
Exons: 1
Coding region: 1-1164 (387 amino acids)
Source: RefSeq, a predicted model, not a curated record